Dinoponera quadriceps is the source of this 765-nucleotide messenger RNA. RefSeq lists its product as uncharacterized. The record is from RefSeq and is a predicted model, not a curated record. The transcript has a single exon. Bases 1 to 765 code for a protein of 254 amino acids. NCBI's taxonomy places the organism in Eukaryota, Metazoa, Arthropoda, Insecta, Hymenoptera, Formicidae.
AUGGAUAUGACGACAACUAAGGAAGUCUAUUACUGCCCCAGUGAUUUCGAAGCCUCAGGAGCCGGCGGUGUGGAGGAUAUUGUCCCGGUCCUCUCGCCGUCGUCAUCAUACGACGGGCCAAGUAGGAGGUGCCCCGCAAGCCUCCUACGGAAUAAUGCCCCUGCGAAGACCUUCCCUCUGCGCCUGCGAGGGGGAGGUGAUCCGGAGGAUCCCAAGAACAUUAUGGAUAACUCCAAACAAGGGGGAGCAAAUACUACCAAGGCAGGACCCAGCAAGCCUGGCCCACGUUGCUCCAAGGAACAGCGUAGCCAGAAGGAAGGGGAAGAAUCACGGAUGACAAGAGAAAGGGAACGAACCCGGGCAAAGACGCAGAAGAACAGGGAGAAGAAUAGGCACAUAGUGAGGAGGGGGGUGAUGAUUGAUGACUCGGGGGAGGAGCCGAACUCCUCCUCCGACAGGUCGUCCACUCUCUCGGACUACUGUGACUCAGAGCCUGAAAUGUCCGAAGAUGCCAGUAUGCGCGUCACAAGGAGUCGCAGCUCUUCGCUAGCCUGCUCGCACGGAAGCUCGCGUAAGAGAAGUGCUGAACCAAUGGAAGUCGGUGGCUCGGGUGGGGAAGAACUUCCUCCCAAAACUGAAGACCCCAUUCGGCAGAAAGCGAAAAGACACAAACAAGAAAGGCCGGCCCACACCGAAGAACAUGUGGGCCAAUUCAAAAGAGAAAUUGGCGGAGAAGGACAGGAUGCGCGCUAUAGAGAUCGCUGA